This is a messenger RNA of Hevea brasiliensis (rubber tree), 1643 nucleotides long. Its product is annotated as probable beta-1,3-galactosyltransferase 14. Lineage: Eukaryota; Viridiplantae; Streptophyta; Magnoliopsida; Malpighiales; Euphorbiaceae. Gene Ontology annotation, cellular component: Golgi membrane. Gene Ontology annotation, molecular function: hexosyltransferase activity. The record is from RefSeq and is a predicted model, not a curated record. The transcript is spliced from 7 exons. The coding region runs from base 327 to 1367 and encodes 346 amino acids.
AGAGAGAGAGAGAGAGAUAAAUGAUGAUCAUUUAUGUCCUAGGCAGGACCAGCCCAUCUAAGAACACAGAUAACGUAGCAUAGGCAAUAGCAUUUGGUAGAAAAAGAAUCGCAAGAAAAGAAUUUUGAAUGUCAGGUCACAUCAAGAUCUGAAUCUUCAACAACCCAUUUGUUAGGAUCCCACAUCAUUAAGACACCCUCCUUUGCAAGUCGAUUUUCAGGUGUGAGUUUUAUCAAUUUAUGGUCUCUCUCUUAUUGAUCCUUUCUUGUUCAUAAGCUAAAAUCUAAGAUAAGCUCUCCAAACCCAAUUCAGUGUCAUUUCUAGCCAUGCCUUCUUCUCCCAAAUUCCUUCACUCUCGCUUAUCCUCGCCGUCCUUUGCUUCCCGCAGAUCCCUCUUCCUCAUGCUCUCCUGCCUCUUCAUUGGCAUCUCCGGUUUCAUCUUCGGACUCACCGCCCCUUCUGGUUACCUUUGCUCCCACUCCAUAACUGAGCUCCGAUCGGUUCGGGUACUCUGGGACACCAAUUCUAAUGCUUAUACCAAUAACGAUGGCUCUGGUUUCAAUUCUGAGAAGAAGAAGAGGCACAAGGUUAUGGGGUUUGUCGGGAUUCAAACUGGAUUCGCCUCUGAUGGUAGAAGGCGCUCCUUGAGGAAGACCUGGAUGCCGUCCGAUCGCCAGGGCCUUCAACGGUUGGAGGAAUCUACUGGUUUGGCGUUCAGGUUUGUUAUUGGUAGAACUAAUGAUAAAUCAAAGAUGGUAAAACUCAAGAAGGAAGUUGCAGAAUAUGAUGAUUUCUUGCUUUUGGACAUUGAGGAACAGUAUAGUAAGCUCCCCUAUAAAACUUUAGCUUUCUUUAAAGCUGCCUAUGCGCUUUUUGAUUCCGAGUUUUACGUUAAAGCAGACGAUGACAUAUACCUGAGGCCAGAUCGUCUCUCCAUACUCUUGGCAAAAGAGCGUACUCACUCUCAAACUUACCUUGGAUGCAUGAAGAAAGGGCCUGUUUUUACUGAUCCAAAGCUCAAAUGGUAUGAACCACUCUCCUAUUUGCUUGGGAAGGAGUACUUUCUCCAUGCUUAUGGUCCAAUAUAUGCUCUUUCAGCUGAUGUUGUUGCAAGUUUAGUUGCUCUUAGAAAUGACAGUUUUCGGAUGUUCAGCAAUGAGGAUGUUACAAUUGGUGCAUGGAUGCUUGCUAUGAAUGUUAAUCAUGAGGAUAAUCGAGCACUAUGUGAACCUGAGUGUACACCAUCAUCUAUUGCUGUGUGGGAUAUUCCUAAGUGUUCAGGACUUUGUGAUCCAGAAGCCAAAUUACUAGAGCUCCAUCAGAAGGAUAGCUGCUCAAAUAGCCCAACCAUGGAAUCUGAUGAUUAGUGUUUUUUUUUUUUUUUUUCCCUUUUUUGACAUUUUUCUUACAAAUGUGAUGGAUAGAAGAAACAUUUAGUCCAUUCAAUUUUGCCUCUUCUACACAUUUACAUUUUUAUUCUUUCUUGUAAUCAUUUUUCCAAUGUAGAUAAGAAAAAACAGAAUUUUCCAAACCUUCUUAAUUUUAUAGUGGAUUUUUAGAAUUUGUAAGAGAAUUGAUGAGAGUGAUUAUACAUGUAAACUUACAACCCUUAUCAAAUAUACGCUACAUAAAAUUUUGGCUUC